Molecule: messenger RNA, 1059 nt
Organism: Mangifera indica (mango)
Lineage: Eukaryota; Viridiplantae; Streptophyta; Magnoliopsida; Sapindales; Anacardiaceae
Product: reticulon-like protein B11
Exons: 7
Coding region: 120-734 (204 amino acids)
Source: RefSeq, a predicted model, not a curated record
CCACCCGUACGUCGACAUCAACUCUUCUUUGCCCUGUUAGUCUUUGCGUCCUUCUUCCUCCCUCCCAACCUUUCCCCUACGUUUCAUUUUCAUUCAGAAACCCUAGAACCUUCGUCGCCAUGGAGGAUUCUCAUCGGUUAUCUGUUCAUCGAUUUCUCGGCGGUGGCUUAGUUGCUGAUACACUGUUGUGGAAGAAACCAUUUGGAGGGAUUGUUUUGCUAGCUUCGGCAACAGCUUUGUGGUUACUCUUUGAACUAGGCGGUUAUAAUCUCUUAUCUUUUAUUUCUAAUGUGUUGCUCCUUCUCAUCUCAAUUCUCUUCCUCUGGGGCAAAUCUGCUUCCCUUCUCAAUAGGCCUCUGCCUCCCAUCCCUGAUCUGGAAAUUUCAGAUCAGUCUGUUGCAAAGGCUGCUGAUGCAAUGCGAGCUUGGAUCAAUUAUGCAUUGUCAAUUGCACAUGAUGUUGCUGUGGGUAGGAAUUUGAAAUUUUUCGUUCAGGUUGCUUUUGUGUUGUUGGUGGUAUCUUUCAUUGGUAAUCUCUUCAACUUUCUCACUCUCAUCUAUAUUGGGGUUCUUCUCAGUUUGUCUGUGCCUGUGCUUUAUGACAAGUACCAAGACCACAUUGAUGAAAAGUUGUGCCAAACACAUAGAGUUUUUCAGACACAAUACAGGAAAAUUGAAGAUAACCUCCGUAAAAGGAUUCCAUUGCCCCAACAGAAGGAAAAGAAGAUUCAGUAGGCAAGUCUGCUUCUCUUGCUCUGUGACUAUUUUUUCGUGAAACUGAAUUUCAUUGCAUUGGAUUUGGGGGCUUGAAACUUUUCUGAUUCUUUUUAGUGCGACACUUUCAAUCACCAAAUUGCAAUUAAUAUGAUGAUCUUUUAGGAGUUGGGCUAACCUCAUUAGCUUUUCACGGUUGGGAAAACAUGCAAUUUUUUUUUUGUCUGCCUUCCUGUUUAGGAUUUAAUAUUCUUGGUAUGCAAUUCUUGAAAUCUUGUAAUUACGUUGUGGUUUCCGGUUGAACGAAAUCUUUUAUUUGGCGAAGAGGGAAAUUUGUUUUUGGAAA